Betta splendens (Siamese fighting fish) is the source of this 5292-nucleotide messenger RNA. It is a transcript of the gene apba1a, whose product is annotated as amyloid beta (A4) precursor protein-binding, family A, member 1a. Lineage: Eukaryota; Metazoa; Chordata; Actinopteri; Anabantiformes; Osphronemidae. The transcript has 13 exons. Gene Ontology annotation, biological process: chemical synaptic transmission. The coding region runs from base 402 to 3242 and encodes 946 amino acids. Gene Ontology annotation, cellular component: plasma membrane; cytoplasm; dendritic spine. The record is from RefSeq and is a predicted model, not a curated record. Gene Ontology annotation, molecular function: protein binding; amyloid-beta binding.
AGGCUGAAUGCGCGACACGAGCGGCAGCCAAAGCGCUCACAUCCGAAGCCAGAAGUGAGACAAGGCUCCAACGGCCUCUUAAGGUGUUCUGUUCCUAUAUCUGAAUUAGUUUUAUUCAAACGGACCUCGUUUAGAAAUGCUGCAGCAUCCUACAAUAUGAGUCCACUAUAGUGACAGUGUGUGUCCUAUGGGGGGUGCUGACGCACGCACGCACGCACGCACGCACACAUACUCAGCAGCCGCUACGGGGAAGAUGGAGGACGGAGCGGCAGCGGCAGCGGCGGAGCGGACGUCCAGCCUGCAGCAGCAUCCCCGCUAGGAGCCGUGACCUUUACGCCCAAGCACCGGCUGGAGUCCUAAAACCAUUAUCUGACAGGUGAACCAAACAGAACCGGACAGGCAUGAACCCCCAGGACACUGAGCUUGGCCAGGAGGUGAUGGAGGACACCGAUGCCCCUCAUCGCCAUCACCACGGUCGAUCACACAGCCACAGCAACCAGGAGAAACGUUACCGCCGCUGCGAGGUUCCGGCCGGCGCCGGCAGCAGAGUCCGAGCUCCUCAGCAGCGAAGGCCACAGGAGCUGCAAGACAUGGAUCUGCAGGCAGAAGCUCAGUGUCCACAGCCCCAGCAGCCCCAGCCUAUCCCUCGACCUGCAGUCACACGCUACCGGAGGCAGGGGGACAGCGAGGCCCGGAUACGAGCUCAGCAGCUGAGGCACAGACAGAGGCAGCAACGAGAAGCAGAGCGGGCACAACAGCAGGAGAAGCAGCCCCACGCAGACACCACCCAGGAGGACGAGCGAGAACGGGAUGACUCCGUCCUGGCUCGCUCAGCAAGCACAGAGAGCGGCUUCCACACCCACACUGACCGGGCGGAAGGGGACGAUGGCUUGGUGAUGAUGUGCCUGGAACCCGAGGGGCAGCCGGAGGUCGAGGAUGAUGCUGGAGCCUACGGAGUUCAGCUGCGGCCAGAGGCGGAGGGCUACACGGAGAGCGCUGAGGCUGAACAGCAACAUCCCCACCCUCACGCCGCCUUCCUUCCUCAGUCUCCACCCCGACCCCGAGACCCCCUGUUCGACAGCCAAAACCCCCCGAGACAGGACGAAGCAGUGGAGAGCUGUGUGAGCGCUGGCUACUCCAACUACAUGUACACCCAGCCCUUGGGCCUCAGCAGAGGACUAGCUGAUCAGAACCUGGACACAUUAGACAACGAACUUACAGACGAAGCCUACUCUGAGCCGUACGACAUUUACACGCUGUCUGAGCAUGUGUAUGAGGAAAUCUGUGAUGCCCCUACUUCAGCUUCAAGUGCCACCGAUGGGGCUGAGGGCACAGAGUCCCUCCAGCAGAGAAGGGCCGGCUUCCGACUUCUGGAUGGCCGGGCAGGAAGCGGGGACUUCCAUCAGCAGGAAGCGGUGGGCUCCCGCCUGCGCCACUAUGACGAGCGCUCAGAUGGCGAGUCGGACAGUCCAGAGAAGGAAGCGGAGUUUGCCCCGUACCCGCGUGCUGACAGCUGUGACCAGGAGGAGGACAUUGACAGCAUCGUGGCUGAGGUUAAAGAAAGCCUAAGCUCUCAGAGCCUGCACCACGCCGCAAACGACACCAUCCAAGAAGACAAUGAGCUGGACAAAGCCCAGCCCGACUCUCAGAGUGACUCAAAGCCCAAAGCAGCCAACCAAGCGAGGCCAGUGAGGAAGCAGCCUGUGAGCCCCUCAGAGGAAGCUGGAGCAGUUCGUAACUCCCAGGAGAAGAGGGACGCGAUCUCUCUGGCCAUCAAGGACAUUAAGGAGGCUAUAGAGGAGGUGAAGACCAGGACAGUGAGAUCUCCAUACACGCCUGAUGAGCCUAAGGAGCCCAUCUGGGUCAUGAGGCAGGAUCUGAGUCCCACCGCUGAGUGUGACCUGGAGCCGUCACUGGGGGGCGAGUCUCCUGGUUCAGGCUCACCCUCUCCUCCAGGAGCAGAGUCGUCCAGCAGACACCUGCUGCAGGACAGCAGCUUUGACUCCUCCCCUUCCAGUAAAGAGUCUAGGAGAAGCCUUGCAUCCUUCCCCACAUAUGUAGAAGUCCCGGGCCCAUGUGACCCUGAAGAUCUCAUCGAUGGCAUCAUCUUUGCAGCCAACUACCUGGGCUCCACCCAGCUGCUGUCAGACAAGACGCCGUCCAAGAACAUCCGCAUGAUGCAGGCGCAGGAGGCCGUGAGCCGCAUCAAGACGGCCCAGAAAGUGGCCCAGAACAGGAAGAAGGCCCCUGAGGCGGAGCCUCAGCCCAUGACGGAGGUGGACCUCUUCAUCUCCACACAGAGAAUCAAAGUGCUCAACGCUGACUCUCAGGAGAUCAUGAUGGACCACCCUCUGCGCACCAUCUCCUACAUCGCUGACAUCGGCAACAUUGUGGUUCUGAUGGCCCGGCGCAGGAUGCCUCGACCCGACUCUCAGGAGAAUGUGGAGGCCUCAGACCCCGGACAGGACAGCAAGCGGCAGUACAAGAUGAUAUGUCAUGUGUUUGAGUCUGAGGAUGCUCAGUUAAUUGCCCAGUCCAUCGGGCAGGCCUUCAGCGUGGCCUACCAGGAGUUCCUACGGGCCAACGGCAUCAACCCCGAGGACCUGAGUCAGAAGGAGUACAGUGACCUACUCAAUACUCAGGACAUGUACAAUGACGACCUCAUCCACUUCUCAAAGUCUGAGAACUGCAAAGACGUGUUGGUGGACAAAGGUAAGGGGGAGAUUCUGGGUGUGGUCAUUGUGGAGAGUGGCUGGGGCUCCAUCCUGCCCACAGUGAUCAUCGCCAACAUGAUGCAUGCUGGACCGGCUGAGAGGUCGGGACGACUCAACAUAGGAGACCAGAUCAUGUCCAUCAAUGGGACCAGCCUGGUGGGUCUGCCGCUGUCCACCUGCCAGAGCAUCAUAAAGGGUCUGAAGAACCAGUCUCGGAUCAAGCUGAACAUUGUCCGAUGCCCCCCGGUGACCACGGUGCUCAUCAGACGACCAGACCUCCGCUACCAGCUGGGCUUCAGUGUCCAGAACGGCAUCAUCUGCAGCCUCAUGCGCGGGGGCAUCGCUGAGCGCGGCGGGGUCCGGGUGGGCCAUCGCAUCAUCGAGAUCAACAGCCAGAGUGUGGUGGCCACGCCCCACGAGAAGAUCGUCCACAUCCUGUCCAACGCUGUGGGAGAGAUCCACAUGAAGACGAUGCCAGCGGCCAUGUACCGGCUGCUGACUGCCCAGGAGCAGCCCGUUUACAUUUAGCAAGGCGCCCACGCCCUCACGCCCUUUAAAGCUCCUCAUCAGCGCCAUUGGCUGAAUGCUUCCACUACUGACAACAUUCACUCAAUGAUCCCUUUUCUUACCUACUGGCACAGUUGGUGACAGAAUGUUUACACUUGUCUAGUAAUUGGGAAACUGUCCUUCGCGCUUCUCUGCUUCUGAUGCUUUCAAGCUCACCACGUGACUGCAGCGUGUGGACGGAUGGUGGCCUGAUGCUGAUGGCAGCUGCCUGUCACGCUCUGACUCUACUGUGCUGCCGAGCUGCUAUUUUACUGGCAGAACCGUCCCCUCACACUUCCUGCUGCACCGUGGUUGUUUCCUGUGUUCCUUCCUCCCAUUGUAAUCGUCCUGUCACAAAAGAAGGAGCUGCUGGUUUACUAUUAGUUUUGCACAAACACAGACGCCGUGUGAAUUCUACCUGAGCACCACCUCCGCACCCCCGCGUCUGAGCUGCAGUGUUGCUGCUGCUGCUGAUGCUGUAGCUUAUGUUUCCAGCUCUACUCACAGUCAACAAACAGAACCUGGCAAAGACUUGGGCUUCUGCUUGUCUCUUAUUUAAGUUAUUGUCCACAAAAGCCGAUAUUUCUGCACGUUUCGCGUUAAAGCCUGGGAUGUGCUGCAUUUUUAGUCUUGGAAUUAGCGGCGCUGACCGUAGCUCCACUAAAUGUAGCUUCAACGCAGCACUAGACAGUGUGAGUGAGUCAAACAGAGCGCUGAACCCUGUUAAAUGGGAGCUAGGACGAGUCAAACGUGAACCAAAGCCCGACAGGAGCAGAAAGCAGAGACACAGCUGGAUGUCAUGAAAAGUCCACACUCACAAGCUGCUGCCGAUCAUUUAACAAAGACGUCAUGAGAAAUGUAGCAUCACUCAUUGACCUCAACGCCUUAGUAUGAUUUUAAUUUGAUGUCAUUGAUGGUAGCUUAGUUCUGUCGACUGAUCAGGACGUUAACACGUUUAUCAUGAAUGAGAACUAGAUGAUGAGGAUUAAGGUGAAUGUGUAACACACACAUGGUUUCCUUUCUAUUACACACACGUUCACUGAAGCUCCUCGUUUCUGUCUCGUCAGAUUCAGUCCACGUUUAGCGGUUUGAUGGUUUUGUGGCUCAGGUUCCACUCAGGUAUCGUGUAUUGAGGUCUCAUUCAUUCAGAGUUUCUCCACAGACAGACAUUCAUGAAGCUCUUUUCUUCGUUGGCUCCAAAUCAACGUUCAGGGGACGAGCGCCAUCGCCCCAGUAACCAGUGAGGUGCGCUGUCCUGCUGCUGUGGGGCCUUUUGGACCAGGCUCAUCAGCUGCUGACGGUGGAGGAGCACGGGGCUCGUCUCACUGCGCUGCAGCAGUCACUUCUGCCCAGCUUCCGUUCGAAGCGCUCCACGUGCGCUCCACGUGCGCUCCACGUGCGCUUCGAGCAGCUUCGAGCAGCUUCUCUCCUGCCUCUGACGGCUGUAACCGCUGGCUGUGCUGUCUCUGUCGGCCUCCGCGCUGCUUGUUCUCACCGGUGGACUUCAUCUUGGCCUUAUUACUGCUACUGGACCUUUACCACGUUACACUGAACUAGGACUUUUAUAAUGUUCCAUUCUCGCUUCUAGUGUGUGCGUGGCGUGUGAUUACAAGUGUGUAACACAAAGCAGCUGGAUAUAUAAACAUAUAGACAGACUAUAUAGUAAACUAUGUAAAGGUAUAUAUUCUAAUGGUUAUGUUGUCAGUAGAAAGCGAUGGGGCUGGAAUGUAAGAACCGUCUACAAUGACAUUCAUGUACAUAUAGUUAGAGCACAAGAUCAUUAAGGGUUGUGAUGUUUUCCUGCAGAGACGCAGACGGCUGCUCGGCUCACAAGUAUUUAUAAGUGCACUCAUUUUGAAUGUAACUCCAACGUGACCAUGUGUCUGGAAACACACGAGACAGAUGGCAUUUGUGCUGAGCAGCAGAAUGUGGACUUGGUUUGCUGUUUUCUGUGAUGUUCUAGCAGCUGCAUUCAUGUACCAGAGCCAGAAUGUUUGUAACAGUAUUUACGACAAUAAAUGACUUAACGGAG